This is a messenger RNA of Neoarius graeffei (lesser salmon catfish), 902 nucleotides long. RefSeq names its product anterior gradient 2 (gene agr2). Lineage: Eukaryota; Metazoa; Chordata; Actinopteri; Siluriformes; Ariidae. Gene Ontology annotation, cellular component: endoplasmic reticulum. The coding region runs from base 143 to 664 and encodes 173 amino acids. The record is from RefSeq and is a predicted model, not a curated record. The transcript is spliced from 8 exons.
GGACUGGGAGACUGAACGCACACACACACACACACACACACUCUGAAGGGAAACCUGAGAACAGUAAAUGAUUUAAAAAAAGCAGGAAAGAUUGUCAGCCUUUUCUAACACCGGACUGAUCACCUUUGCUCAGCCUGUGAAGAUGAUUAAGGGACUAUUGUCAGUGUUCUUGGUUCUUGUGGUCGUGACUUCCACCACUGGGAAGCCAGAGAAAAGCCAUGACAAGGUUGCGGUGAAGAAGGAGAAACGAAUUCCUCAGACUCUCUCCAGAGGAUGGGGUGAUCAACUGAUCUGGGCUCAGACCUACGAGGAGGCACUCUUCUUGGCACGCUCACAGAACAAGCCCCUGAUUGUCAUCCUCCACUUGGAAGAAUGUCCACACAGCCAGGCCCUGAAGAAAGCUUUCGCUGAGGAUAAAGAGAUCCAGAAACUAGCCGAUGAGGACUUCAUCCUUUUGAACUUGGUGUAUGAAACCAUAGAUAAGCACCUGUCUCCUGAUGGGAAGUAUGUUCCCAGAAUCAUCUUUGUCGAUCCCUCAAUGACUGUUCGUGCCGACAUCACUGGCCGCUACGGCAACCGCUUGUACGCCUAUGAGCCUGGUGACAUGAAACUCUUGCUGAACAACAUGCUCAGAGCCAAGAAGCUCUUGAAAACAGAGUUGUAAAGUGCAACCUCAUGAUGCCUUCCAUCCUGGAAUGGAUUUUCUCCCUCAUUUAGAAUUUAUGGUUAUUAUUCUGCUAUAAUGCUGUAAUUGUAAUGCACUGGAACUCUAUGAAGUCAUUUUUUGGAUGUGUUUUGUUUUGAGAUUCUGUUACUAUCAGCCUUAUAGACCCGGCUUGUCAUCUAAUGUACUGCAUCAGGGAUGCGUUUGUUUUGGAUAAAUAAAGAACAAUUGUGCUAAA